AUGUCAUUAAGAACUUUAGGAUUAAACUCCACAUUCAGUCGUCUUUUCAAUAAACCUGCAGAUCUCACCAAAACCGUACUGACGGUAUUGGACUUCAAAAGUAAUGCACAGGGGUCGUUGGAUAGUAUUAUGACGAGAUGUGACCAGGAAAUGGGAGGGUUUUCGUCGGUUAACUUCAAUGUCGAUCCCGUUUCAAAAGCGGGUCAUUUUUACGGAUACUUGAAUUUGGAUGUGCCUAAGGACCACCCAGAGGCUACCAGAUCUGGUUAUGCAAUGUUUAGAACGCGGGACCAGAAGGAUUCGUGGCUUUCGGGCAAUAGCUACUGGGACUGGUCGCAGUACCAGGCGUUGGUCAUGAGAAUCAAGGGGGACCGGAGAAAGUACCUUGUUAACAUCCAAGCCAACACACCAUUGGUGACUGAUUUGUUUCAGCACCGGUUAUUUUUGCAUCAUCCUGGCGAAUGGGAAACAGUGGUUAUACCAUUGAACGAUUUUGUCAUGACCAACUGGGGAGUAAUUCAAGAUGGAGGCGAAUUGAACAAGUCGGAGGUGAAGACCAUUGGAAUUGGCUUGUUAGAUAAACAAUACGGACCUUAUUCACUUUACGUUGAUUGGGUUAAGGUCAUGACCGGUGCUGAGGUCGAAGCAGAGACCAGAAAGGCCAGGCAAGAGAAACUGGCCAUUCACGGGCCGGAAUCGCAUACCACUGGUGGCAAUGUUUCAACUGAACCUCAUAUCGGCGCUGCUCUCGGCUCACAGGGCAACGAGGACCCUAAGAACACAGUGUUUUAA
Debaryomyces tyrocola is the source of this 792-nucleotide messenger RNA. Lineage: Eukaryota; Fungi; Ascomycota; Pichiomycetes; Serinales; Debaryomycetaceae. The record is from the annotation of a GenBank genome assembly.